UGAUGGUGCCCACUUUGGAACCCCAGUUCAACAAUUGGCUGAUUUUAAUUUAAGUGCCGUUGAAAGCCUAUACCUUGAUAUUAAGCUUAUCACACACCUAUAUGAAGUUAAUUUCUUUCUAGUCGAAUUGCUGACGUUUAAAGUAGUUUUAAAUGAUUCUAAUAUUGAGCAUCUGCCUGAUACUUUAAUAUUUGUCGAAAUCGCGUCAACAAUCAAACAUUAUCUGCUAGAUUCAUUUCCCAUCACCAAAUAG
This is a messenger RNA of Acaulospora morrowiae, 253 nucleotides long. NCBI's taxonomy places the organism in Eukaryota, Fungi, Glomeromycota, Glomeromycetes, Diversisporales, Acaulosporaceae. The record is from the annotation of a GenBank genome assembly.